AUGCCACUCCAUGUACAAACUUCCGAACCCUCGCAUCUAGAAGCUUUUCAAUUUGGACCAAACACAGAUGAAGCCGCUGUUCACUCCACUCCGCCUCUCUCGCCAGAUCAGCUGUCACCAAGAUCAGACGAGUCAAAAGAGGUCAACUUCGACGAUGCUGAGGAGAUGCCUGCCUUGUCGUCAUUCGCUACCACGGAAGCAUCAUCUUCUGCCGGAGCGGUUGGAGGAGAGGUCCUGGACGACCAACGAGACGGCGACCGGGAAUCAUGCGACUCACGGGAGUCCACGUCUGCCUGGUCCACGGCUUACACCACCGAGGCGUUCUUUCAUCAACGGUCCAUCCGCGUGAUCUCCUUCGACCUCCCUGGCACAGGGUUUAGCGACCCUCUCCCUCUCCAAGCCACCACCACAACGGCAUCAUUCGCCUCUGCUGUUGCUGACGAUAUCAAGCAGCUAGCGCAACAGCUGCACGUGGUACCGGGGCUGUGGAUAGUGGGCUUUGGCCUAGGCUCCCCUCUUGCUCAUGCCGCUGCUGAAAGGCUGGGUCAAGGGCUCGUAGCAGGACUGUUGCUGCUGGGGCCACCAGGAGUUCUGAACACUGGCGAGUGUGGUGACGCUACCGAAGAAAUAAGAGGCCGCGAAAGGGCCAUGCAUGCGGAAGUGGAGGAGAGGCGACCAGGGGGUCAACCUGAGGUGGUGAUGUCGUGGCAGCAGGCUGGUGGAGUGUGGCAGCUAGUACAGCAGUCGUUUAGGGGACGGGUAGCGAGCGCUGUGUUGCGGAUAGUGGUUCCGCGUGUGCUGGUGCAGUCAGUUGUUGCGUUGCUCCGGAUCUCGCCUGCGGUUCUCAAGUGGAUCGUGACUGCCACUUCACUUCGUCCCAUUUCUCCCCGUGUCGUCUCGCUCAUAUGUGAUGGCUUGCUGGAUGCACUUCAGCAGGGCGACCUUCCCUAUCUACUGAACCUAUUAGUCCUAACACUGCAGCCCCACAACACGCAGCCAUCUCAGACUGCCAAUAACCCAUUUUUCUCAGGGCCUGUUUACACCUACAAGGUAUUUGAUGAACCAAGCAUCGCAUUCCCAGAGGGAAAGGAUAACCUUCUGAAGUUCGAUAUUACGAUUAAGCCAGAUGAAGGCUACUACUUGGGAGGAACGUUCACUUUCAGCUUCGAGGUUCAACCCUCUUACCCUCAUGAAGCUCCCAAAGUGAAGUGCAAAACUAAGGUGUACCACCCCAACAUCGACCUGGAAGGGAAUGUUUGUCUAAACAUUUUGAGAGAAGACUGGAAGCCUGUUUUGAGCAUCAACUCCAUUGUCUACGGCUUGCAGUUUCUUUUCUUGGAUCCCAAUCCUGAUGACCCCUUGAACCAUGAAGCAGCAGAGGUUCUGCGCACCAAUCCACGGCAAUUUGACUACAAUGUGAAGCGGUCCAUGGCUGGUGGAUAUGUUGGAGGACACACGUUUCCUCGCUGCAUAUGA
Messenger RNA from Closterium sp. Naga37s-1, 1476 nucleotides. Lineage: Eukaryota; Viridiplantae; Streptophyta; Zygnematophyceae; Desmidiales; Closteriaceae. The record is from the annotation of a GenBank genome assembly.